Pteropus alecto (black flying fox) is the source of this 3629-nucleotide messenger RNA. RefSeq names its product Rho GTPase activating protein 45 (gene ARHGAP45). Bases 93 to 3266 code for a protein of 1057 amino acids. Gene Ontology annotation, molecular function: GTPase activator activity. Gene Ontology annotation, biological process: signal transduction; activation of GTPase activity. Gene Ontology annotation, cellular component: membrane. The record is from RefSeq and is a predicted model, not a curated record. Lineage: Eukaryota; Metazoa; Chordata; Mammalia; Chiroptera; Pteropodidae. The transcript has 22 exons.
GAGCCUCUUCGGGGAGGUGGAGCGGGCGGGAACCUCGGAGCGACAGGGGCCCGCUCUCUGCUCUGGCAGCAAGGCAGGGGCCUGGCGGCAACAUGCUGGGCCGGCGGUGGGGGGCUCGGGCCAGCUACAGCCCCCACCAGGCGGGCCGCCAGGGGCCCGGCAGUGCUGACGGGGACCCUGGCGUUCAGCUCACGGAGCUGCCCAGGAGAGACGGGGCCGAUGCCGUGUACCCGGGCCCCAGCCUGGAGCCACUGAGCUCCAAUGCCAAGGCCACAGGCACGCUCAAGAGGCCCACCAGCCUGAGCCGCCAUGCCAGCGCUGCUGGCUUCCCGCUGUCCGGGGCCGGUUCCUGGACGCUAGGCCGGGGCCACCGCAGCCCGCUGACAGCGGCCAGCCCCGCCGAGCCACCUGCUGAGGGACCUUGCCCGGACGCCGUGGAGGACAUCUCCCAACUCUUGGCGGACGUGGCCCGCUUCGCCGAGGGCCUAGAGAAGCUCAAGGAGUGUGUUCUGCAUGACGAGCUCCUGGAGGCCCGCCGGCCCCUGGCCCACGAGUGCCUGGGUGAGGCCCUGCGAGUGAUGCGCCAGGUCAUCGGCAAGUACCCGCUGCUGAACACCGUGGAGACGCUCACGGCCGCCGGCACCCUCAUUGCCAAGGUCAAAGCCUUCCACUACGAGUGCAACAAUGAGGCGGACAAGCAGGAGUUUGAGAAGGCCCUGGAGACCAUCGCCGUCUCCUUCAGCAGCACUGUUUCCGAGUUUCUCAUGGGUGAAGUGGACAGCAGCACCCUCCUGUCGGUGCCUCCUGGGGACCCGAGCCAGUCCAUGGAGAACCUGUACGGACAGGGGGGCGAGGGCACGCCCCCCAGCGCUGAGGACUGUGACCCGGGCUGCCUGAUGCCGGAGGAGGUGGACAAGCUGCUGCAGCGCUGUGAGGGAGGCGUGGACGCGGCCCUGAACUACGCUAAGAACAUGGCCAAGUACAUGAAGGACCUCAUUGGCUACCUGGAGAAGCGCACGACUCUGGAGAUGGACUUCGCCAAAGGCCUGCAGAAGAUCGUCCACAACUGCAGACAGAGUGUCAUGCAGGAGCCCCACAUGCCCCUCCUGUCCAUCUAUUCGCUGGCCCUGGAGCAGGACCUGGACUUUGGCCACGGCAUGGUGCAGGCGGUGGGCACGCUGCAGACCCAGACCUUCAUGCAGCCCCUGAACUUGCGGCGGCUGGAGCACGAGAAGCGCAGGAAGGAGAUCAAGGAGCUGUGGCACCGCGCGCAGAGGAAACUGCAAGAGGCAGAGUCCAACCUUCGCAAGGCCAAGCAGGGUUAUGGGCAGCGCAUUGAGGACCACGACAAGGCCCGCCACCUGGUGGCCAAGGCGGAGGAGGAUCAGGCGGGCACUGGGCCUGGGGCCGGGGGCACCGCCUCCAAGGCCCUGGACAAGCGGCGGCGCCUGGUGGAGGAGGCCAAGAACAAGGCGGAAGAAGCCAUGGCCACGUACCGCACGUGCGUGGCGGACGCCAAGACGCAGAAGCAGGAGCUGGAAGACACCAAGGUGACGGUGCUCCGGCAGAUCCAGGAGGUCAUCCGGCAGAGCGACCAGACCAUCAAGUCGGCCACCAUCUCCUACUACCAGAUGAUGCACAUGCAGACGGCGCCGCUGCCCGUGCACUUCCAGAUGCUGUGUGAGAGCAGCAAGCUGUACGACCCGGGCCAGCAGUACGCGUCCCACGUGCGCCAGCUGCAGCGGGACGACGAGCCUGACGUGGACUAUGACUUCGAGCCCCACGUCUCCGCCAGCACCUGGUCCCCGGUCAUGCGUGACCGGAAGGGCAGCUUCAACGUCCCAGAUGUGGGAGCAGAGGCCACCGGCAGCACCCCGGAGGAAGGCGGGCCCAGUGACGGGGGCCUUGCCAAGGAGCGCAGGGGUGGGCGUGGCCACCAGGUGCACAAGUCCUGGCCCAUCUCCAUCUCCGACUCCGAGGGCGGCCUGAACCCCAGCCCUGGCUCAGGAGACUUUAAGAAGUUCGAGCGCAUGUCCAGUGGUACCAUGUCAUCCAGUGAGGAGCUGGCAGACCAGGAGGGCGGUGUGGGGACUUCAGCCUUUGAGCAGGCUGACCUCAACGGCACAGCCCCCGAGCUCCCAGUGGCUGUGCCCAGUGGGCCCUUCCGCCACACGGGGCUGUCCAAGGCCGCUCGCACGCACCGGCUCCGUAAGCUGCGCUCACCGGCCAAGUGCCGGGAAUGCAACAGUUACGUCUACUUCCAGGGUGCGGAGUGUGAGGAGUGCUGCCUGGCCUGCCACAAGAAGUGUCUGGAGACCCUGGCCAUCCAGUGCGGCCACAAGAAACUUCAGGGCCGCCUGCAGCUCUUCGGCCAGGACUUCAGCCAGGCGGCCCGCGGCACCCCGGACGGCGUGCCCUUCAUCCUCAAGAAGUGCAUCUGUGAGAUCGAGCGGCGGGCACUGCGCACCAAGGGCAUCUACCGCGUAAACGGGGUGAAGACGCGCGUGGAGAAGCUGUGCCAAGCUUUCGAGAACGGCAAGGAGCUGGUGGAGCUGUCGCAGGCCUCGCCUCACGACAUCAGCAACGUCCUCAAACUCUACUUGCGCCAGGUGAGCCUGAGGGGGAUUGUGGAGGUGGAGCAGGACAACAAGAUGACCCCGGGGAACCUGGGCAUCGUCUUUGGGCCCACGCUGCUGCGGCCUCGACCCACCGAGGCCACCGUGUCCCUGUCGUCGCUGGUGGACUACCCCCAUCAGGCCCGUGUCGUGGAGACCCUCAUCACCCACUAUGGCCUGGUCUUUGAGGAGGAGCCCGAGGAGGUGGCCGGGGCCCAGGAUGGGACGGCCACCCAGCGGGCCGAGGUGCUGCUCCAGGUGCCGUACUCAGCGACCAGUGAAGGGGCUGCCUUCCCUCUGCAGGAGGAAGCUGAGGACGGGGGGCCAGACACAGCGGACCCCCGCGUCGCCUCCAAUGACUCUGACUCAGAGCUGGAAGAGGGCUCGGCUCUGCAGUCCCCAGCAGACGGGGACGCCCGGCACCGGCUCAGCCUCCUGGAGCACCAGGGUAGCGAGGCCAGCGUAGAGGAAGUCGAGGACAGUGGCGACGAGGAGCAGCUGGGGGCCUCGGCGGGGGAGGACGGUGCGUGGGAGGGGCUGUCUCAGUACAACAGCAACCACAGCAACAAUGUGGCCGCGGGCCGGCGGCCAGCCCUGCGGCCCCGCGGUGGGCAGGUCCCUGGCUGGGACCGGCGGCCAGAGUUUGUCUAGCUGGGGCUGUGGGCGGCCUGUGCCCAGCCAAGUGCCCCCAGUGCUGGCUCCUGUCCCUGGGCCUAGCUACAUCAUGCCAGGUGUCUGUGCAGAGCACCUGGCUGCCACGUCCACUUCGGGGGCCGCCUCUGGCCGCCUUUGCCACCAGCAUCCCAGAGCAUGGGCACGGCUGGCGACCAGGCUCACAGGAGCUGCCGUGGGGCCGUGUGGACAGGGGACCCCCUAAGUGCCCCCUGCCCGUGGAAGGCCCCUUGGACAGCCGGCCGGGCGGCAGGGCCAGGUUUGGACACCUAUGGGCUAGGUGCACGGUGGGGUCCCCUUGGCACGUGCCUCUAUUCUGCUUAAAAUAAAGCUGUUCCUCUG